GAUCGUCUUUACUCCAGAGUCAAAGGGAUGCGACGGAUCAUCGAUCAUCCCUUCAAGCGCUUCAGGUCCCGCCACCAGUCGCCCUCGUCAGACAAAACCCGCUGCUGCCUCGGAAUAAGAGUGUUGCAUGAGGAUCUUCUACGAGCCCGGACCUCGGCCAUUAAAGCAAAACGGAGCGUGAAGCUGAAGAGCGGAAGGGAGCCGAGCGUAAAGGACACUGAGUAUAAGUCUGCAGGGGAGUCACCAUGCUGCAUGAGAAGAAUGAUGGGAAAGACCAAGACGUGAUCCUUCCACUAAUCCAACAAAACAGACCUGCAUUGUCAUGGGAUAUAAAGAUCAAGAAAAGGGUGAAGGCUCCCUGUCUGGGAAAGUUCAGGCCAAUUGUUGGCCAGUGCUGCCACCAGUGUACCCCAGACAGCCUGCGCAAGAAGCCUGGACAAACCACCUUCCUUGGCUUUCACAACCUGCUGAGCAUUAACGAGACGGACACCAGGUAUCGCGGCUGGCUGGUGCGGAGGGUGUGCUGCGCACUGUUCGUAAGUGGGCGCAAGGUGUACCCCAGCCCUGUUGGCAACCGCCAUGAGAGCGUCUGCCAGAGCAAUAGGGUGAAGGAGGCGCUCACAGCGCCCGAGGGGGGAGACGACCGAGGUCAGCUCAGCCACCUCUCACCACUCGUCGGCCUCAUUAACACCUGCAUCUCCCCUGGCUACCUGCGAUUCCUGAGCUGGGUGAUGCUGAAGAUGUUUUCCUGCGUGUUUGGCAGUGUUAUUGUUAACCUCAACCAUCUGCCGGCUUUGCACAGAGCCUCACAAGAGGGAUCUCCGCUGGUGUAUGUGUAUGUGCGUCAGAGCGCCGCGGACUGUGCCCUCAUCCCUCUGGUGCUCUUCUGUCACAACCUGAGAGUACCAUACACCGUGUGUCCCCUCCACAUCACCAGCUCCCUCAUAAGAUCACUUCUGCAGAAAGUCGGCGUGAUCCUCCUUCCGCCUUCUGCACCGACUGAGCAGGAUGCUGAGAUAGACAGUCUGUACUCCCCCGUCAUGACCUCCCUGGCACGUGAACUGCUACAUGAGGGUCAGGCGAUGAGCGUUGGCGUGUCAGCGGAGUCUGGCCGAGGUGGCCGGUGGCUGGCUCACAUCACACAACUCAUCAAAGAGGGAUCUGUCCCCGACGUCAGCCUGGUGCCUGUGAGCAUCUCCUACGACUGUGUGCCCGAGGCCAACGCACAGGUUGGCUUAAGCUCUGUGUUUCGCUGGAUGUGGUCUGGACUCUGGAGGAGACCGGCUGGCGGCGUGUGGGUCCACUUCGCUCAGCCCUUUUCUCUCAAGGAGAUGUGCGCGUCUGGGAGGUGCAGAGUAGAUGAAUGGCUCCCCCUACAGGACCUGUUGCUGCCUGUUAUCCUCAACAACAGGACCGAAUGUGUGUUUGGGCAGAGGCGGAUGUCGUGGCUCCUGCCGUCUUCUCAUUAUGCGUCUGAACUCCCCGAGCCACCUCGCCAUCCUGAGAGAGACCUCGGCAUCGCCGUCGUCCUCCACCUCAUCUUCUCUGCUGCCUCCUGCACGACUGUGAUGUCCACCAGUCUGGUGUCGAGUCUUCUGCUGUACAGACACCGCAAGGGUGUGAGCAUCUCGGCCCUGUGUCGUGAUAUCGUCUGGCUCACGGAGGAGCUGCUGUUCAGGAACAAGGACGUGGGUUUCGGGGGAGCUUUCGAGGACGUGGUCCGCUCUUCCCUCUCCCUGCUCGCCCCUCACCUCAUCAUAGCUGCAGUGCCGUCUCGGAGAGACUUUUCUAUCGCGCCCCGUCCUUCUCUUGCUGCCUCGCUUCACCUCGCCGCACAGGCCCAGAUUGUCACUCACACCUUUAUUUUGGAAGCUGUUGGAGCGUGUGCGGUGUCGGCCAUGCUGUGCGAGGUGGUCCGCAGUGGCGUCAGCAGCAGGCUGAGGAGCAGCGGCGUGGACGGAGAGCAGGUCAACGGGGACAUGGAGUUCAAUGUGUUGCUCGGCCAGUCCGAGCUGACGGAGAAAGCCCUGCAUCUCUGCCAUCUCCUGCCUCCGGGCUUCAUGCCACCCUGUCAGUCGUCCCAGAGUUUCGCUCUGGAUGCAGUUGACAGUCUGGUACGAUGUGGUAUCCUGAUCAUGGAAGAAAUUCCCAGAGACGUUCCCCUCUGUGACUUCUUGAAGAAGGAGGGCGCCCUGAACUGGACCACCUCUGACGACCCUUAUCACAGCGACUCCGACUGUGAUGUGGAGGAGCAGGACCUGCGUUCCUACAAGAUAAGCCAGCCGAGUCAGUGCCCAGAGAUGCUCUUCUUCCUCUGCAGGAUGCUAGCUGGUCACAUGAGGGCGCUGUGCUGGGCGACCAGCUGUCUGGACCUCCUGCCCACUCCUCUGCCAGAGGCAGAGUUCGUGGCUCAGAUGCACUCGCACCUGUGUGACGCAGCCGAUCAGAAGAAGCGGCACUAUGAGAGCUGCUCGGAGGAGGCUGCACACACUGCAGUUAGAUCGCUAAUAGACCUGGGGGUCCUUACGGAGGAGCGCCGGAAAGGAGGAGGAGGAGGAGGAGGAGGCGUCUUCCUGGGCGUCGGCUCUUUGUUCCAGUUGCCCGAAAACCGUCAGAAGCUGCAGCGCUUCAUGUCUCAGUACCUCUUUAAUUAAUGUGUUUAACUGCGUGACUCGGGGCUUUGUUGUGUGGAGGUCUGACCUCGUUGCCGUCGGAGCCGCUCGUGUUCGCCGCCGAGACGCCUGCUGGGCGGCCGACGCUCGUGCCUUUAAGUUAAUUGCGUUUUUGAUUUUCCAAUGAUGAGACACUGAUUUUAAGUUUCUUUAGUAAUGGCAUUAGCAUAAAGCGACGGGAGACGAGAAUUGUGAAGUCCCCGUAAUCAACCGCGAGGACUCGGGGCGGCUCGCGGCUUCGGCCAUGUUCGUGUGGCGGUCGCCAACGCUUUUUGUUUGUGACGUGAACGUUGAGUUUAGUUCCGGUUUGUUCCCAUGUUGGUCACUUCAGCGAUGUUCAGGCUGACAAUAAAGAAACGAGCCCCCUGA
Molecule: messenger RNA, 3041 nt
Organism: Pseudoliparis swirei
Lineage: Eukaryota; Metazoa; Chordata; Actinopteri; Perciformes; Liparidae
Gene: gpat2
Product: glycerol-3-phosphate acyltransferase 2, mitochondrial
Exons: 25
Coding region: 246-2654 (802 amino acids)
Cellular component (GO): mitochondrial membrane
Source: RefSeq, a predicted model, not a curated record